AUGGUGUUACAAAAUUGUAUUCAGUCAACUGGAUUUGCAAUUUUAAAUCACGGGAUGGUCUACUAUGUGCUUGCAAAGCUUAAAAAUUUCGUCCCACACCUCCGGGAAGUCGAAGAUUGGGAAGAAGAAACAACCGUUAAAGAUAUUAACUUGAAAGAAAGUAUAUAUCUGUCAGCUGAUGAUUUGGGAAGUGUUCUUGCCAAAGAAAGUAAUGAGAAAGGCGUCAAGCUAUUAGAAUACAGAGACGAGGCCGACAGAAAAUGGUGGAAGUUUUUUGACGAAUAUGAGUAUAGAUUUAACAAAUAUAAGAGAUCAAAGCAUAAAUGGUACAGUUGGUUUGAAGAAGGAACUACCGCCGCCGAAAAGAAAUUGUUAAUCAAAUUGGAUAUAAUGGUAGCAUUUUAUUUAUUUGUCGUAUAUUGGAUCAAAGCGCUAGAUCAAAAUAACAUAGCGAAUGCUUAUGUUAGCGGUUUACAGGAAGAAAUUAAUAUGAAGGGAAAUGAUUAUAUUAAUGUAGUUACAGUUUAUAAUGUUGCUGCAGUUGUUUUUCAGUUUCCAUUCAUGUACCUAUUUCCAAAAUUUUCCCUACACUAUAUCUUACCAUUGCUUGACCUUGGCUGGGGCUUUUUCACUCUAGGUGCUUAUGCUGUUCAAAAUAAUAAUCAACUUUUAACGUUGAGAUUUUUCGUAGGUGCAUUCGAAUCUGCAUUUUAUCCUGCUGCCCAUUAUCUUAUGGGAUCGUGGUACUUACCUAAUGAAUUAGGUAGACGUGGGGCUAUUUACUAUUUUGGUCAGAUGAUUGGCACUAUCACUUCAGGGCUAAUGCAGGCUUCUAUUCAUCGAAGCUUAAAUGGUAUAAAUGGAUUAUCUGGUUGGAGAUGGAUGUUUAUUAUGGAUGCUGUUAUCACUCUUCCGGUCGGUAUCUUAGGCUUCUAUUUUGUUCCUGGUACCCCGAACAAAUGUUAUUCACUUUUCUUAACUGACGAUGAAAUCAGGCUAGCUAGAAGAAGAUUGAAGAAAGCAAAUAUUAAAUCUCCAUCCGAUAAGAGUCAAAGUAGGUUCAUGGAUAAGAAUUUAUGGAAGAGAAUCCUAAAAGAUUGGAAAGUUUACAUUUUGACUUUGUUUAGCACUGGAUGUUGGAAUAAUACGAACACUGGUGGUGCUGGUUACAUUUUAUGGUUGAAGUCUACUGGAAAGUGGUCUACUUCACAAGUUAAUGAUUUAUCUACAAUUACCCCAGGAAUUGGUGUUGCAUUAAUUGCAUUAUGCUGUGGCGGUGCUGAUCUAUUCAAUUCUAGGUUCGGUGCAAUUUGUUUAUCUCAGCUCUUAAAUUUCAUUGGCAAUUGUAUCCUUACGAUUUGGAAUGUACCAUAUGCCGCUAAAUGGUUUGCUUUUGGUGUACAAUACUCUGGUUGGGCCCAGGCAAGUGUUAUGUAUGCAUGGUGUAACGAUAUUUUAAGACAUGAUGCUCAAGAGAGAGCCAUUGUGUUCUUGUUAUUGUAUUCCAUCUCUCAGUCAACUAGUAUUUGGAUUACUAGGCUUGUUUGGCCGACUGUAGAGGCUCCAAGGUUCAAAAAAGGUUAUGCUACCACCAUGGCGUUCGCAAUAUUUUUAUUUAUAUGGUCUUUUGUCGUGUUGUACUUUUAUAAAAAGGAUGAAAGAAAGAAUGCAGAAAAGAAUGGUAUCAUUCUAUAUAACUCCAAAGCAGGUGACUUGCCGCCAGAAUUCGAGCGUCAUUUAGAGAACACCGAGAUUUCAAGUACAGAUGAAGUUAAAUUAAAGAGUGAGUUGGUCAUUGAAGAGAACGAUGAGAAAAAGUGUUAG
Messenger RNA from Priceomyces carsonii, 1824 nucleotides. RefSeq lists its product as uncharacterized. Gene Ontology annotation, molecular function: transmembrane transporter activity. Gene Ontology annotation, biological process: transmembrane transport. The transcript has a single exon. Lineage: Eukaryota; Fungi; Ascomycota; Pichiomycetes; Serinales; Debaryomycetaceae. Bases 1 to 1824 code for a protein of 607 amino acids. The record is from RefSeq and is a predicted model, not a curated record. Gene Ontology annotation, cellular component: membrane.